AAUUGUCAAAUUAAUUGUCAAACUAAUGUAUCUUAAAUAGACACACCAUAUUAUCAAAGUAAACUUUCAAUCAACGAUUAACGAAGUUAACUUGUGGAUUAACGGUGCCUGCGCCUACCUGUGUUGAUGACUAUAAAGUGUUUUUCAACAUGGAUAUAUGAAAUAAUAGGUUAAUGAGAAGGCCUGGUAUAGUUUGUACUAUGUUUUUAUACUUCUAACAACUAUGCUACACAGCAGUAUAAAGAGAUGGGAGCAAGCACACACAUUUUUCUUGAAGAUAUUGAUAUUAUUCCCGACGUGCACAAACUAUGCAGAUUAUGUCUCCGUAAGACAGAAGACAGCUUACCAAUUUACAGAGACCCCAAACCUGAAACCUGUCCUGAUGUAGCUUCGCGGAUAUCGACGUGUGUGGGGAUUGAGGUCUCAAUGGACGAUUGUCUCCCUAAUAAGUUGUGUAAGCAGUGCUAUCGAGAAAUUGAAAGGUGUUAUAUCUUUCGAAAAAAAUGUGAAGACACUAACAAAAAGCUACAGUUACAUGCUAAAGCUGUGAGGGAAAAUAAAAAAAUAUUAGAGAACCAAGGCAUUGUUAAAACACCUGUUAAACAAGAAAACAAUGAUUCAUUAUUAUUAGUUAGUAAAGAAACAAAAAGUGUCAAAACCUAUGCUAAUAGGCUAGCAAAUAAAAAAAAUAAUGGCAACUUACACAGCAACACAAAAAAAGAGAUUCAAGAAAGUAAGCCAAAAGUUGAAUCAGAAAAAGUGGAGCCUAGUUUUGAAGCAUUUCUGAAAACGGUUCUUUUGCAACUAGGUGUAGUUGAAACAAAAGAUGAAAAGAUUAUAUUAAAUAACCCUAAUGUGAAGGCAUUAGAAAUAGAGACUCACAGUGGAAAGGUAUUGGUGGAGCUCACUGAGGAAGAUGAUCAGGAUAAUAAUGAGAACCAUUUAAGUGACAAUGCUAUCAGUACCAGUAAUAGUGUUAAUAGUAUUCAGACUUCAGAAAAAAAUGCUUCAAUAAAGUUAGAACAAGAUACCAAUGGAAAGAUCAGUGUAGUGUCGGGGGGUGUGUCGGAGGGCGUGUCGGGGGUGGGUCAGUGGGUGCGGUGCGAGACUUGCAGCAAGCAGUUCGCGUCGCGCAGCGCGCUGCGGCGACACGAGCGCGUGCACUCCGGGGAGCGGCCGCACGCCUGCCGCGUCUGCCGCCGCACCUUCGCCCAGCGCUCCGUCAUGCUGCGCCACGAGCUCGUACACAGAGAGCAGCGUCCGCACCAGUGCCUUAUUUGCCCCAAGAGCUUCACGCAGCGGGCGGCCCUCGACGCGCACGCGCUGGCGCACGCGGAGCCCCAGCGGCGCGCUCUCAGUCUGCGCCCCUGCCCGCAUUGCAAUAAGGUCUUCCUCUACGCCUCCGGACUAUCUCGUCACAUGCGCGUGCACAGCGGCCGCGUGUUCGAGUGCGGCGAGUGCGCGCGUCCCUUCGGCGACAAGAGCUCGCUGCUGCGGCACCUGCGCAGCGUGCCACACCCCCCGCGGGCCACGCCCCAACACAGUGUCGCCACGCCUCUGUACAGUGUGGUCACGACCCUACACAGUGUGGACACGCCCCCCGCCAUGACACAACAAUGACCCUCCCUCAUAUGAUUCUCAAGUUUGCUGCAAUCUUCUUAGAACCCUAUCUAAAAGGAGUAGAGUUGAGAAAAACAGUAACUAACUUGUUCAAGUGACUUUAUGAAACUUAAGAAGUUUCUUAAUAUUUCUUAGUAAAACAAUUAUGAAUAUUAGGAAAAGUGAAGUAAUAUGUAAAAUGACAUCACAAUCCAAUAACCACAUGUUUAAGAGAAAAUGUUUUAUUUGUUCUGGUCCCAACGAAGAGACCCCAGAGCUUAUUUAUUUAUAGGACUGAAAAUAGAUUGUAUAAAAUGAAAUACAUUGUGAUAGUACAAUAAAAUAUAUUUUUGUCAAUUAUCGAGAUUUAUUUCUUUUCUGCAGCAUGUCGUCUGAAUUUUCAGCAUUUUUAUAAACACACGGAACAAAAAAUAAAAAAUACAGAGACAGAGAUGAGCUCGGGGGACACGGGACUCGGGACAGUAUCAUCACUGAAUUAAUAAAACACGAUCAAUAUUUUACUUAAACAUUUUUAUUUGAAAAAAAUUUCGUCCUAGAUUGAAAGGCAACAUGGUAUAGUAUAAGAUUGGAAAGGUCGCAACGCGCGGCGGCGGUGCGGCGGCGGCGCGGCUGCGGCACGGCUGCGACACGGCUGCGGCGCGGCCGAUGGCACUCACAUUACAAACGACUCGUACUAAUUAUUGCAACUAUUUGUCACCCAAUCAAGUGAACACGCGACCGCAUUGUAACAUAUGGAAUGCCUUCAAAAGUCACUUACAAAAUAACAUUAUACACAUCGUAUAAAGCAUACAAUAAAACAUCUGGCAGAGUUAGUGUCGGGUGUGUGGUGAGGCGCCUGCGAGCUACCACGCGCUGGAGCGCCGCGGGAACGGACCGGCGUAAUUACACUUGAAGCUCUAUUCGACCUACAUCUACGAUAUAAAUGAUUAUAAAAAUAAAUAAGGGGGACGCCCCCCUCCCUCUCACCCCCACGCUCAAAAACACUUCGGACGUCCUUUGAGCAAGACUCUCAAUAAAUUUAAGUAUCCUCAAAUAUAUUGGUGUUUGUUUGACAUUCGGCGCACGAUAUAUAAAGUAGUUAUCGAUUAAAAUCCAAAAUACUUAUAAUUAAUAAUAAAAACAAAGGUGUGUGCAGUGGCGGGUCGCGCCACGCUCCUCGACUAUUCGGUUAUAGCACAUUAUAUUCUAAAAUAAAAUUACUAAUAUGUAAUAAGCAAUAUUUACACUUAGACCCGACUAGCGCCGGCCGCCGGCUCCGGCUGCUCCGACACCUAAUUUGAGCUUUCGCACUAUGUAAUGAGGUCUAAUUUCUCGCGGAGUUAUGGACGGUGCGCCCCGCGCCCUGGACACAUCGCAGUCAGCCGUGAGCUUUACUGUGUGUAAACUGAUUCAUUUCAAACUUACAAAUGCACAAACAGUGUGACAGACUGUCGGAGCGGCUCGCGAUGUAUCCGCAGGCGGUGGCGGCGACUCGGCCGCUACAAUAUCGGCUUGAUGCGUUACGCUACAAUAUAUCCUACUGCGACG
This is a messenger RNA of Papilio xuthus (Asian swallowtail), 3147 nucleotides long. RefSeq names its product zinc finger protein 91. Gene Ontology annotation, molecular function: zinc ion binding. Gene Ontology annotation, cellular component: nucleus. The coding region runs from base 247 to 1620 and encodes 457 amino acids. Gene Ontology annotation, biological process: regulation of gene expression. Lineage: Eukaryota; Metazoa; Arthropoda; Insecta; Lepidoptera; Papilionidae. The record is from RefSeq and is a predicted model, not a curated record. The transcript is spliced from 7 exons.